CUAAUUAUUCACGUGACUUUAACACAUUCCUUCAUUUCUGCAGGAAAAGAAAAUAUUUUCGUAAAAUAAAAAAAUUAGAUUGCGACAUAAUCGAUUUGCGACAAUUCGUAAUUUAUAUUUCUUGGUAAUUAUAGAAGAAAAACUAUUUUUUGCUCUUACAAUGACACUCCGCAGGUUUAUGAAGUAAACUCGAUUAUCGUAAAAAUACAAAUGCAGUUAUGGAAAUUUUUCCUUUGUUUAUCUUUUGUAUAAAAACCAAAGCUUCACGAGAUAUGGUUCAUUUGUUGCAGCGAAUACGUAUGAUAAAACUGUGUUAAUGGCGUUGAGAAAUGAUACUGCAGAUUUUUUCUUUUACAUCGCAGAGAUAUUUAAGACUGAGAAAAUCGUUAAUAUUAAAUACGUCACAUCUAUUGAAUCUUUCAAAACUAUUGUUAUUCAAGUGAGAGAAAGUGCAUUUUGGUGAUUAGUUAGUGAUAUAUAAUCUAAACUUUGUUUGAUUAUUUUUAAUCUCGUUAUUUUCCCUGAUUCGGAAUUCUAUCAUUUUACUUUGACAGAGAUGUUACAGUGCCUCUACUGAUUAAUUGAGCUCAUCUGAUGCCAAUUUUCUCGGAACUGAUUCAACGUUCGUUUAGAAGUCAAUGGAUAUGGAAAUACAGGCCUUCUGAAAUAUCAAUAAUUAACAUUCGAUAUCUUACUACAAUACAUCUGAUGACAAUUUUCCCGGGACUGACUCAACAUUCGUUUAGAAACCUAUGGAUAUGGAACUCCAGGCCUUCUGAAAUGUCUACGUACUACGUAGACAUCUUUUAGUACAUAAAUUACAGCACAUGAUUGAAAAACAUUAUAUACAUAACAAUAACCGUUUCGAAAGAAAAUAUUAUUUUCAUUAAAAAUUAAAACUCGUGUAAAACUCUUUAUUAGAUAGUGGGAGAACGAAGAAAAAGGAAAGAAAAAAAAAAAGCGUUCACAAUGUAUGCUAAAUCAGUGCAGUUGAAUCUGUCAAUAUCUAAAUCAAUAGACAUCGAGUUUUCCAAUGUGGUGUACGAAGUUCAGAAUGGAUUUCGUGGUCCAAAGAAACGGAUUCUUAAAGGGAUCAACGGGUAUUUCAAAUCCGGCGAGAUGUGUGCUAUCGUAGGUCCCUCGGGAGCUGGGAAGUCUACGUUAUUGAACAUUUUGACGGGAUUCGAAGAAAACAAGAUCUUGGCGGGCAAGAUAAACUAUCGCGAUAACAAAGGAGAUAAGGAACCUUGGAACAAGUGUAGAAAAUACUCCUGUUAUAUAUUGCAAGAAAAUUACCUUCGUAAUCUAUUUACAGUGAACGAAGCAAUGAUGAUAUCAACGAAUUUGAAGAUAGGUAACGAUCUGAAUCAGAAUACCAAACAGAUUCUAAUCGACGAUAUUCUAGAUAGGUUGGAUUUAAUAGAUAACAAGAACACACAUACGAAUAAACUAAGCGGUGGACAGAAGAAGAGGCUUAGCAUCGCGUUGGAGCUGGUCGAUAAUCCUCCGGUUAUGUUUUUAGAUGAGCCUACGACUGGCCUGGAUUCCUAUUCAUCCUUUCAUUGCGUUAAAUUGCUUCAGAAUCUAGCGAGAGAUGGUAGGACGAUAAUAUGUACGAUCCAUCAACCUAGCGCGACUAUUUACGAAAUGUUCGAUCACAUUUACUUGCUAGCCGAUGGACGUUGCAUGUACGAUGGAACAGCCAAGAACACAAUCGACUACUUUGCUAAUUUAGGUCUGCACUGUCCAAAAUAUCAUAAUCCCGCGGACUAUAUAAUAGAGGUCGUUAGCAACGAAUAUGGAGACUUCAGAGAUCAACUCGUCGAACUGGUUGAGAAUAAAUGGAAGAUCUCGGAAGUAAACUCCUUGGAGAAAUUGUCGGCAAUCGAAGACAACAACGUUCGACGAAAUUACAAAGAAAAAGAGAAAACGACCGUCCUGAUAAACACACCGUCCGAAUUUAAGAAAUUUUUAGUUUUACUCAAUCGCAGCAUCGUAUUAUCCCACAGGGACUGGAACUUAGUUUACCUCAAGGUAUUCAUGCAUUUUCUCAUAGGUACACUUCUCGGUACAUUCUACCUAAAUUUCGGCAACGAAAGUGAUAAAACCUUGAACAAUAUCAAAUAUAUUUCUGGUAUGAUUAUGUAUCUUUCCUAUACCAGCGCGAUACCGGCUGUAUUGAAAAUCCCUUUAGAAAUAAAAAUGAUAAAGAAGGAGCAAUUUAAUAAUUGGUAUCAGCUGAGAACUUAUUAUUUUGUUUUGCUGAUAAUUGAUGUACCUAUCCAAAUAUUGUUUUCUUUCACUUACUGUUCCAUUUCAUAUUAUCUCAGCCAACCGCUGGAAUUGACUAGAUUCCUCAUGUUCUUUGGGAUCAUUUGCCUGACGUCCAUCAUCGGUGAUAGUUUCGGGUUGAUUAUCGGUACUUUGCUCACUCCCGUGAAUGGUAUCUUCAUAAGUUCAAUCUUUAUAGCCAUAUUUUUAUUGUUCCAGGGUUGUUUCGUUAUGUUCAAUCACAUGCCAAAAUACUUUUAUUACUUUAGUUAUUUUAGUUACAUGAGGUACGCCUUUGAAGGUUUGAUUCAAUCGACGUACGGAUACGAUCGUGAGAAACUUUAUUGCUCUAACAAUACCAUAUAUUGUCCAUUUCGUGUACCGAAAAUAGUAAUUAAGGAACUGGCACUGACGGAUGAACAAUAUUGGUUCGACCUACUCGUUCUAAUCAUCUUCUUCGUUUUCUAUCGAAUCGUUGCUUAUUACACGUUGAAAAGAAAUUUCUCGAGAAUGUGAAACAAAUAUUAUCAGUCUGAACGAAGUAUCAAUAUUUUUUUUUGAGAUGAGAGUAUUUUCUUAUCCUCGCAUUAUCGUUACUUUCAUAUACGAGCUUACAAUAUAGAUAAAUCGAAUACGAAUGAAAACAAGUGGGGAAGAUUCAAUCGUUUUAGUAAUCUUCAAUGAUAGUAAUUUGAUAAAAAAAUAAUUUCAAUUAAUAUUUCCUUGAGAAUUGUUCAAAGCAGGUGUACGAUAUAUGUUGAUAGUUGCGACCGUAAAUAUCCUUAUAUUCUUUUCUAAAAUUUUCUAGAAAUAUUAUAAAUUAUAACUAGUUGUAAUAGUUUAUGUAUUAUAUUUUUUAUAAUAUACGACAUAUAUGUCAAUCUAAAUGGAUUUUUCAUUUUGCUGACAUCACGAUCAGGAGAGCACUUGACUGAUUUAAAAGUAUGCAUAAAUCUCUCUCAAAAUUCCUAUUUAAGAAUCGUAAUUGAUAACCUUAGCUCAUGAUAAUGAUAGGAACGUA
This is a messenger RNA of Vespula pensylvanica (western yellowjacket), 3292 nucleotides long. RefSeq names its product ATP-binding cassette sub-family G member 1-like. Gene Ontology annotation, molecular function: ATP hydrolysis activity; ABC-type transporter activity; ATP binding. Gene Ontology annotation, cellular component: plasma membrane. The transcript is spliced from 3 exons. Lineage: Eukaryota; Metazoa; Arthropoda; Insecta; Hymenoptera; Vespidae. The record is from RefSeq and is a predicted model, not a curated record. The coding region runs from base 970 to 2787 and encodes 605 amino acids.